Mobula hypostoma (lesser devil ray) is the source of this 5014-nucleotide messenger RNA. RefSeq names its product cyclin-dependent kinase 5 activator 1-like. The record is from RefSeq and is a predicted model, not a curated record. Gene Ontology annotation, biological process: axon guidance; brain development. NCBI's taxonomy places the organism in Eukaryota, Metazoa, Chordata, Chondrichthyes, Myliobatiformes, Myliobatidae. Gene Ontology annotation, molecular function: protein kinase binding; cyclin-dependent protein serine/threonine kinase activator activity. The transcript has 2 exons. The coding region runs from base 1133 to 2041 and encodes 302 amino acids. Gene Ontology annotation, cellular component: protein kinase 5 complex; growth cone; cytoplasm.
GGCACUAGUUGCCAGAAAUGCUGCACAAGCUUUAAAUGGAGUGAGCUAACCUUUCAUCAGAACUAGGCGAGUAGAUUCAGAACAGAGGUGUGUAUGGAGAGGGAGAUGGGUCUAUGAUUUGGGGUUAAACAGCAGUGGUACGGGCAUCAGAUAAUGAUUAAACAUGUUAAGGAUGUGCAUGUAUAAACCUAAGUAUGUAUUGUGUGCUAACAAAACCUGUGAAAUUUAAGUUCCUGUACGUGCUUUAGAACGCGAGUAUUGAAGUUGAUUUCAACCUCACUAUUUAAUCCCGCGGUGCAAUGUUGUCCUCAGUGCAUCCAUUUCACCGGUUCUGGAUUUCAGUCCCUCUGCAGAGAGAUGAGUGCAAAAUCUGGGCCAACACGCUAAUGCAGUAAUGAAGCAGUGUUGACGGGCACCUUUAGGGGAAUGUUAAACCAGUGCCCCAAUAUAAACAAUUCUGUGAUAAUGGAGGAGGGGAAAAAUCAGAGGAUCUCUUAUCUUUUAACCUGGUAUUUGUCCUUCAAACAACAUCACUAAAACAGAUUAUCUGCUAAUUACCAUUCACACUGAUGGCGAAAAAAAAGACAGGUUUCCCCCGAGAGAAUGAAUUUUAUUCUCUGUCCGUGAAAUGGGAGGGGAAGAGAGGCGUGUGCCGCCUGCAGAUCUCCACCCCAGUCUCAGCCGCCCGGUUUCACUGAAGCUGCCAGAGCGGAGGGGAUGCGAAAGAGUCGGGAGCCGUUUCUGCAGCGAGAAUCCUUAGAAAAUUAGUGGGAGCAACAAAGAUAGAGGCGGAGGGGAUGAAGAAUAAACUGGUUGAAAAGGUGAAUGGCCUGUUUCUUUUGCAAGUAGAUAUUAUGAAGGGUGGAAUUGAAAGGGCUUCUGAAUAAUUGGUUUCCGGCACACACAGCUGGAGCCAGACGGAGCGUUAGAUGAAAUCGCCGUGGACUGUCAACUUGAUACACAACGCACAGCGAAAACGCGUUUUGCAGCCUCUUUUGAACACCAACAUUUUAAUAAUAAGUCCUUCCGCAGAGGAGGACAAAGAUUUCAACUGACGCAGGCACCGACCCCCCAGUACUCGAAGUGUUGGAUCUAUAAUUCACAGGCGUAGGUUGAAAACGAGCAACGUAAAAUGGGCACCGUGUUGUCUCUGUCUCCUAGCUCGAGGAGAUCUAGUUUAUUUGAGGAUGGUACCGAUUCCAAGUCUUUGAAUCACUACCACGCCAUUCAAAGUGCCAAAAACAAUGGUCAGAAGGACAAAAACUUAAAACGUCACUCCAUGUUUAUCCCCGCCUUGACCUGGAAGCGCCUGGUGGCCUCAACCAAGAAGAAAAGCUCCAGGAAGUCCAACCCUAGCCAUUACCACCACCAGAAUGACGUGGUACUCCUCAACAGUGAAAAUGUGAAAAAGUCUCUUUCUUGUGCCAACCUUUCCAGCUAUGAACUCCAGGUACCCACUGACCCUUUGGGCACCAAACAACUCUCCUCCAUCAAGAAGGCCUCCUCUCAUAACAGUGGAGCAGGAUCGCCCAAACGUGUUAUCGUCCAGGCAUCCACCAGUGAGCUGCUGAAGUGUCUGGGAGAGUUCCUCUGCCGUCGGUGCUACAGGGUGAAGCACUUGUCCUCGACGGAUCCUGUUCUUUGGUUGCGCAGUGUCGAUCGCUCCUUAUUGCUUCAAGGUUGGCAGGACCAGGCAUUUGUCACACCAGCCAAUGUGGUCUUUGUCUACUUGCUUUGUAGGGAUGUCAUCGAUGGGGACCAGGUGGCCACCGAGCAUGACUUGCAAGCCACCCUCUUGACCUGCCUGUAUCUCUCCUACUCCUACAUGGGCAACGAGAUCUCCUACCCACUGAAACCCUUUUUAGUAGAGAGUGCCAAGGAUGCUUUUUGGGACCGGUGCCUUCGUAUUAUUAACUCCAUGAGUACCAAAAUGCUGCAGAUCAACGCUGAUCCUCAUUAUUUCACACAGGUCUUUGCGGAUUUGAAAAACGAAGGAAAUCGAGAUGACUUUAGCAGGAAUUCUGUUACUUUGGAUCGGUGACUGAUGGAGAAAACAGCCUCAAUCUGAGAUCUGCCAGUGGGUAAUUCAUUAGAGAGUUGCUGAUAUCUUUGAAUAAUUUGAGUGUCCCUCCUACUGGUUUGUGUAGGAAGCUUCUGUGAUCUCGUGAUGUUUGACAUUGAAAAUGUUAGACCUUUUUGCUUUUAUCAUUGUCUGUGAAAGGGAAAAUUAUCUUCAUUUUCCUUUUUAUAUCUUAAGAAACGAGAUGAAGUACAAGGAAUUAAAAUGGAUAUCUGUGCAAUGCUCUACAAACUUUUCAAAUGGGGACAUAAUGUAAAUAUUUGUCUAGGUAUUCUGUGGAUCUGCCCCUGAUGGUUUUUGGCAUGCCACGUCCCAGUAUUCCUAAAUAAAAUCAGUUAUCCAAAAGAAAAAAAAUACGAAUGCAUAUCAUUAAUUGCAAUUUUUUUUACUUAAUCGAAUAGCAUUACAAGACACCCAAUAUAGAAAACACACACAUAACUGGAUUCACUAGAGAUUUAAGAAGCUGGGGAGGGGGAACUAUAUUUUGGUAAUGGCAGUCUCUCUUUAAACGGCUCCAUUCAGUAUUUAUAUUUUUUAGAAAAUUGGCACAUCACAUUUUUCUAGAAAUUGUUAGAAGUGGAAAGCUGCUAUUUUAUAGUUAGUAUAAUUUCUCUGUACUUAAUGAGGUCAUUGGCUGGUGGAUGUACAUCUUAUUCAUCCUUUAUUGCCUUCAACCUUUGUGGAUUUUGACUACUUUUCCUGUUUUCUCCUCCAUCCUUGUAUGGAUCCACAUACAUACUCCCAAACUUUCCAAAUGAAAUGAAUCUAGUGGAAAAUAACCAGUGAAGCUGUAGGCAAGGAAUCUCAGAUAGACUUCUGUCUAUUAUCGAACCUGGGAGGAGCAAUACAGUUUCCUGUCAAGUGUAUACAAAGUGAAAUCACUUACUGUUAUGAUCACCUCCAAAAUCCAGGGCAUUUAACCACAUGACAUCCCACUUCCAACCACCCAAAGAGCCUUAUUUCCCUCCUGCCUCCACUUUAUUUCAGUAACUAGAUGGAGAGAAAAUGCAUUUUAAAUUCCCCAGUGGAUUUUCUUCCACAUCACUGUAAAAUGUCAGGAGGUUUAACCUUUAAUGCUUGAAAUGUUGGCAACCCAAAAUGCUGAAUCCUACUUUGGGUGAGAAAGAUGAGAGAUGGAGAUAUCAUCAAAAUGAAAAACUGGGAGCUUGUAAAUAACCCAAUUGCCUGUUUUGAUUAUGGUGAAAAAUCCCUCCUCCUAUUAAAAGAUCUAAGUGACGUGCUUCUGAAAUACUGAGUGGUACAUUCUACUAAUAUUACUUGUCUUGUUUACACAAAGAAGUUGCUUGUGGGUCUUAGUAUUUUGGCCCACACUACUGGUACUUUUUUAAAAAUUCAAAGGUAGCAGAACUCCUGUGGAAUAACUCAUAAGAAGCCCAGGGUUUCUGAUAUUUAGCUGCUAUAAUACAUUGGUAUUUAACUGAGCCUAUCAAUUCUGUUCACAUAAAUCCCAUGGAAAAAUAGGUAUCUCCAAGUCUUCAUAGCUUAAAUCACUACUUAUGUUUUGGCUCUUGUUCAAGAGAACCCAGUAUCAGCACUGAAGCAGUCUGCUUUCCUUUUCAUUUGUGAUGCAAGUGUAGCUAAAUAAGAUGGAUGCAUGUUAGAUAGAAAAGUCUCCUCUAGUUUAAAGAUAGCUGGAUCUUCCCUAUGCUUGCUUCCAACCAGAGAUUUACAGCCCUUAUCUGGAGGGUUUGGGAAUGGGAACUGAACAUCUUAGGGAGUGCAAUUAAGGUGUUCACGCAUGAAAAAUAAAAGGGAAAACUACCUUUUGAAAGUUAAUAACAUCACAGGAAAUCUUCUAUAGCCCUUUCACCUUCCAAGAGAUGUCAGUUAAGCCAAUGCUGCUAAUUAAUUUUGGAAUAUCUUAUGUAAAUAUGAUGCUACUGUGAAUGUGAGCAUUUGUAUUGGAAUUUUUUAUUUAAAUUGUUGUCAAUGUAAACUAACUUAAUCAACUUUCUCAAAUCUUUUGUCAGAAUUUGAGAAUAGAUUAUAUUUGUCAAUGUUAUUUAAUUCCGUAUUUUCUUCUGUACUGUGAGUUAGUAAUGUUGCAUGAAAUUUUGAAUUUUGAGAUCUUCCACCUUGAAUGUGUUUGCUCAGAUUGACUGCCAAGACAUGUAUUUUUGUUUUAAAACUUGCUUCUUUGCUUAAACUAUAGCUUCAUUUCUGAAAAUUUAUAUUUAGAAUAUGUGUUCAAGAUGGUGGAGCUUGUAAACCAAAAAAAUGCAUAUGUCAAUCUUGUUUGUUUAUUUUCUGAUUCCAGGUUGGCUGGAAUUAAAAAUUCAUAUGCUGAGAUUCUGAAAUAAAAAUUGGAAGUUCAAAGUAAACCUAUGCACUCCUGAAUGACAAUAAAGGUACCAAUGUCUCAAGGGAUCUGCUGGAAUUAACUUUUACCAGUCUGUUGUUUGCCAAUGCUGUGUAUCAAUAGAGAUGUGUCAUUUUCUUAAUGGAGGCUAAGGGGAGUUGGUGGAAAUCUGUGCCAAAUUUAUAUUAUCAAACUAUUGCCGUAUUUGCAAACCAGUUGUUUACAUCAAAGGAAUGACCUUUGCUUCCCAAAGCAUUGAACCUUUCCCAGGGCAUUUUAAGCCAAUUUCAUUGUUCUAAUCUCCUACCAGUACCCCCCACAUUUUCCUUCACUUUAAUUAUUUAAUCAAUUUGUUUUCUUUAUUUUUUUAAAUUAUUUUCCUUCAAUUAAGUGUCCAAAGCAACACUAAAUAUCCAUUCUUCUUAUCUCAAUCUUUUUCAGCUGUUCACAAAGAGGUUCCUUCUACUCAUUUCUAAUCUCAUUUAUUUUUAGAGUUGUGUCUUCAGUGUAUCCUAGCUCUUCAAUUACAUAAGCCUUCUGCAGUUGUUUCACUUGGGAAGGUCCAGACUUUCUCCAUGCAAUGAAAUAAGAUGAUAUUUAUCUCAAUAGAUAGA